Molecule: messenger RNA, 546 nt
Organism: Cylindrotheca closterium
Lineage: Eukaryota; Bacillariophyta; Bacillariophyceae; Bacillariales; Bacillariaceae
Source: the annotation of a GenBank genome assembly
AUGGGAGUCUAUCGAUCCGGAAGAUGCAAGUGUGGAAAUGUCUCUAUUGCCAUUGACAUGAAACCAUUCCUCGCCUACAAUUGCCACUGUUCUCAUUGUCGUGGAUUUGCCAGCAAGUAUCAAUCCAAACCUGCCCGAUAUAGUGGUGGAGGCGCUGUUUGGAAAUGGAAUGUAACAAUCCAAGGCUCUGAGAAUAUAGACUAUGAGCGGUCGACUUCCUUGGGAGGAUUGUUUGCCAUGUCUCGAGGUCGGUGUUCCCAAUGUCAUCAGACGAUUUGGGAAUCAGGAGAACGUGUCAUCUUCCCAUUUGCCAUGGUAAUGGCGGAACCAUUGCUGGGACUCAAGCCGGAUACUGAGAUAUUUUACAAUUCUGGCUACAAAGAUUGGAAAGCAAGUCCGAAUAAUAUGGUCGUCCACUCGGACAUUGGAUCGCUGAUGUACGAAAUCUAUUUGAUUGUCUUUGUCGCAAUUCCAAUGAUUCCAUGGUCACUCUUCAAGCGUAUGAUGCGCGGGGAUCCCUUUGCAAACGAUGUGAAGCAAGAAUAA